UCUGUCUCUCUCACCUCUUUUUUUUUUUUUUUUGUCCCUUUCUUCCUCGUUUUCUGAUUGCUUCCUCAGAAAAUCCCAAAAGCUUAAAGUCUAAUUCAUUCAACGAUUCACGCGAAAGAAAGAAGAGAGAAAAAUGCAAAGACCCAUUGAAUUAUCAGCUCAGGGCCGCUUGGCCGUGCUCUCGGCUCAUCUAGCCGCCGCGGCUUCCAUCGAAGCCGAUGAAGACGACCUCUCAUCCACUCUCCAACCCCACUGUGUCUCUGCUCAGACCUUCGUCCCACCUCCUCCGGAUCUACGUGGUUCCUUGACCAUCGUCGACGACAGGACUGGUAAGAAGUAUCAGGUUCAGGUCUCCGAAGGAGGAACAGUCAAGGCCACUGAUCUAAAAAAGAUAACGACUGGAAAAGUUGACAAAGGGCUCAAGCUCUAUGAUCCAGGCUAUCUUAACACAGCCCCUGUUCGGUCUUCGAUUUCCUAUAUCGAUGGCGAUGAGGGAAUCCUUAGAUAUAGAGGAUACCCAAUUGAGGAAUUGGCUGAGAAUAGUACCUAUUUGGAAGUGGCCUAUCUCUUAAUGUAUGGGAAUUUGCCUUCUGAAAGUCAGUUAGCAGACUGGGAAUUUGCUAUUUCUCAGCAUUCAGCAGUUCCACAGGGAAUAUUGGAUAUUAUACAGUCAAUGCCACAUGAUGCACAUCCUAUGGGCGUGCUUGUUAGUGCCAUGAGUGCACUUUCCAUCUUCCAUCCAGAUGCUAAUCCUGCUCUUAGAGGCCAAGAUCUUUACAAGUCAAAACAAGUAAGAGACAAACAAAUUGCUCGUAUUCUUGGAAAGGUACCUACAAUUGCAGCAGCUGCUUAUUUGAGAUUGGCAGGAAGACCUCCGGUCCUACCUUCAAGCAAUCUUUCUUAUUCUGAAAACUUCUUAUACAUGCUAGAUUCUAUGGGUAAUAGGUCUUAUAAACCUAAUCCUCGACUAGCUCGUGUGUUAGACAUUCUCUUCAUACUGCAUGCAGAACAUGAAAUGAAUUGCUCUACAUCUGCUGCUCGACAUCUGGCAUCAAGUGGUGUUGAUGUUUACACUGCUCUUGCUGGAGCUGUCGGUGCCCUGUAUGGUCCCCUUCAUGGUGGAGCAAAUGAGGCUGUGCUUAAGAUGCUUAGUGAAAUUGGAACUGUUGAAAAUAUACCAGACUUCAUCGAGGGUGUGAAGAAUAGAAAGCGAAAGAUGUCAGGUUUUGGGCAUCGUGUAUACAAGAACUAUGAUCCAAGAGCUAAGGUGAUAAGGAAACUAGCAGAGGAAGUAUUUUCGAUUGUUGGCCGGGAUCCUCUUAUUGAGGUAGCUGUUGCUUUGGAGAAGGCUGCGCUAUCUGAUGAGUAUUUCAUUAAAAGAAAGCUAUAUCCGAAUGUUGAUUUCUACUCCGGACUAAUAUAUAGGGCAAUGGGAUUUCCACCAGAGUUCUUCACUGUUCUAUUUGCAAUCCCUCGAAUGGCUGGGUACCUGGCACAUUGGCGAGAGUCCCUAGAUGAUCCUGAUACAAAGAUAAUGAGACCACAACAGGUUUACACUGGGGUUUGGUUGCGGCAUUACAUGCCACUGAAAGAGCGAAUAGUGUCACACGAGGCAGACAAGCUUGGACAGGUCUCUGUUUCAAAUGCUUCAAGGCGUCGGCUUGCUGGAACUGGAAUUUAAUCUUCAAUUCAGGAAUCUGAAACGUAAUAAAGGAAUGCAAGUUAGAUAUGAUGAAAAUGGAAAAGCAAGGAAUAAAUGUAUUUUUUUCCGGCUCCAUGCAUAAAAGAGAUGCCUAUGUUAGAAGCAGUAUAAUAGUGGGCACAAUUUGUUGCUGUUGUAUCUAUUGCAGAAUAAUGCUACUUAUAAAUUGGUUUUAUUUUCUA
Ziziphus jujuba (common jujube) is the source of this 1884-nucleotide messenger RNA. Its product is annotated as citrate synthase, glyoxysomal. NCBI's taxonomy places the organism in Eukaryota, Viridiplantae, Streptophyta, Magnoliopsida, Rosales, Rhamnaceae. Gene Ontology annotation, cellular component: mitochondrial matrix. The record is from RefSeq and is a predicted model, not a curated record. Bases 134 to 1681 code for a protein of 515 amino acids. The transcript is spliced from 13 exons. Gene Ontology annotation, biological process: carbohydrate metabolic process; tricarboxylic acid cycle.